AUGUCUGAUGUGAAGCAUUCAGCACAAGAAUUGGGAGUUUUAAACUUGAGACAUCCAGCACAACGGGGACAAAUUACCCCGAAAGAAGAUCAGCAUUUCAUGUGUGGAGAAUGUGGAAAAGGCUACAAGUGGAUGCACAAUUUGAGAAGACAUCAAAGACUCGAAUGUGGACAAGCGCCAACAUAUUUCUGCAAUAUGUGUGAAAAAACAUUUUACAGACAAUAUGAUAUGUAUGAAGAAUACGUCCCAACGGUGGUUUUUGACGACUCGAAUCAACAGGAAUCCCAACAAUGGGAAAUGAUCAGCUCGGAAUCCUACAUUCCUCUUCCGACCAGUUAUAAAAACAAAGAACCCACAUCGGAACGACCAUUCCAGUGUCCGAAUUGCAAUAGAACUUAUAAAUUGUUGGAUAGUUUGAGAAGGCAUUUAAGAGCCGAAUGCGGUGGGAAACAAAAACAAUUUCAGUGCUAUUUUUGUAAAAAGGACUUCAGAUAUCGGUAUGAAAUGAGUAAACAUAUUACGACCUCGCACUGA
Messenger RNA from Belonocnema kinseyi, 534 nucleotides. Its product is annotated as zinc finger E-box-binding homeobox 2-like. Gene Ontology annotation, molecular function: DNA-binding transcription factor activity, RNA polymerase II-specific; RNA polymerase II cis-regulatory region sequence-specific DNA binding. The record is from RefSeq and is a predicted model, not a curated record. Lineage: Eukaryota; Metazoa; Arthropoda; Insecta; Hymenoptera; Cynipidae. Gene Ontology annotation, cellular component: nucleus. The transcript is spliced from 2 exons. The coding region runs from base 1 to 534 and encodes 177 amino acids. Gene Ontology annotation, biological process: regulation of transcription by RNA polymerase II.